CCCUCCCUUCUCUGCAGAGCCACAGCCAAAGCGACUGCGGUCGCCACCCCGCCCCCUUCCGGGCGCCAUUGAGAGCGUGGCGGUAGCCCAGGGCCUGCCGUCCAGCCCUGCCGGGACCGAUGCCCUCUAGUGGCUCAGUGUCCAGAAGCCGCCAAAGAGGACGACCCAUGGCAUCCCGGGGCUUUGACGGGUACCGCCGCGGGAGUCUCCGGCGGGCCGGCGCGCGCGAGCCACCGAGCGAGGCGGCCGACGCGGCGGCCCAGGCUUCUGGGUCCUCCUGGUCUUCGCCUUUCUUCACGGCUUCUACCCCGUCGGCCGCUGCCACCGUGGGCCCCGGCCCGACCGACAUGGCGGCGGUGUUGCAGCAGGUCCUGGAGCGCACGGAGCUCAAUAAGCUGCCCAAGUCCGUCCAGAACAAACUUGAGAAGUUCCUCGCUGAUCAGCAGUCCGAGAUCGAUGGCCUGAAGGGCCGGCACGAGAAAUUUAAGGUGGAGAGCGAACAACAGUACUUUGAGAUAGAAAAGAGACUAUCCCACAGUCAGGAGAGACUUGUGAAUGAAACCCGAGAAUGCCAAAGCUUACGACUCGAGCUAGAGAAACUCAACAGUCAGCUGAAGGGAUUAACUGAGAAAAACAAGGAACUCGAAAUUGCUCAAGAUCGCAAUAUUGCCAUUCAGAGCCAAUUUACAAGAACAAAGGAAGAAUUAGAAGCUGAGAAAAGAGACUUAAUUAGAACCAAUGAGAGACUGUCUCAAGAACUUGAAUAUUUAACAGAGGAUGUUAAACGCCUAAAUGAAAAACUUAAAGAAAGCAAUGCAACAAAGGGUGAACUUCAGUUAAAAUUGGAUGAACUUCAAGCUUCUGAUGUUUCUGUUAAGUUUCGAGAAAAGCGCUUAGAGCAAGAAAAGGAAUUGCUGCAUAGUCAGAAUACAUGGCUGAAUACAGAGUUGAAAACCAAAACUGAUGAACUUCUAGCUCUUGGAAGAGAAAAAGGAAAUGAGAUUCUAGAGCUUAAAUGUAAUCUUGAAAACAAAAAAGAGGAGGUGACUAGACUAGAAGAACAGAUGAAUGGCUUAAAAACAUCAAAUGAACAUCUUCAAAAGCAUGUGGAGGAUCUGUUGACCAAAUUAAAAGAGGCCAAGGAACAACAGGCCAGUAUGGAAGAGAAAUUCCACAAUGAAUUAAAUGCUCACAUAAAACUCUCUAACCUAUACAAGAGUGCUGCUGAUGACUCAGAGGCAAAGAGCAAUGAACUAACCCGGGCAGUGGAUGAACUACAUAAACUUUUGAAAGAAGCUGGAGAAGCCAACAAAGCAAUACAAGAUCAUCUUUUAGAAGUGGAGGAAUCUAAAGAUCAAAUGGAAAAAGAAAUGCUUGAUAAAAUAGGGAAAUUGGAGAAGGAAUUAGAGAAUGCAAAUGACCUGCUUUCUGCUACAAAACGUAAAGGAGCCAUAUUAUCUGAAGAAGAGCUUGCGGCCAUGUCUCCUACUGCAGCAGCUGUAGCUAAGAUAGUGAAACCUGGCAUGAAAUUAACUGAGCUGUAUAAUGCUUAUGUGGAAACUCAGGAUCAGUUGCUUUUGGAGAAACUAGAGAACAAAAGAAUUAAUAAGUAUCUAGAUGAAAUAGUGAAAGAAGUUGAAGCCAAAGCACCGAUUUUGAAACGCCAGCGUGAGGAGUAUGAACGUGCACAGAAAGCGGUGGCAAGUUUAUCUGUUAAGCUUGAACAAGCUAUGAAGGAGAUUCAGCGAUUACAGGAGGACACUGAUAAAGCCAACAAACAUUCAUCUGUACUGGAGAGAGAUAAUCAAAGAAUGGAAAUUCAAAUAAAAGAUCUUUCACAACAGAUUAGAGUGCUUUUGAUGGAACUUGAAGAAGCAAGGGGUAACCAUGUAAUUCGUGAUGAAGAAGUAAGCUCUGCUGAUAUAAGUAGUUCAUCUGAAGUAAUAUCACAGCAUCUAGUAUCUUACAGAAAUAUUGAAGAGCUUCAACAACAAAAUCAGCGUCUUUUAGUGGCUCUUAGGGAACUUGGGGAAACCAGAGAAAGAGAAGAACAAGAAACAACUUCAUCCAAAAUCACUGAGCUUCAGCUCAAACUUGAGAGCUCCCUCACUGAACUGGAGCAACUCCGUGAGUCACGACAGCAUCAGAUGCAGCUUGUUGAUUCCAUAGUUCGUCAGCGUGAUAUGUACCGCAUUUUAUUGUCACAAACAACAGGAGUAGUCAUUCCCUUACAAGCUUCAAGCUUAGAUGAUGUUUCUCUAGUGUCAACUCCAAAACGGUCAAGUACAUCACAGACUGCUUCCACACCUACUCCAGUACCUGUUAUUGAAUCAACAGAGGCCAUAGAAGCUAAGGCUGCCCUUAAACAGUUGCAGGAAAUUUUCGAGAACUAUAAAAAAGAAAAAGUAGAUAACGAAAAAAUGCAAAACGAGCAGCUUGAGAAACUUCAGGAGCAAGUUACAGAUUUGCGGUCACAAAAUACCAAAAUUUCUACCCAGCUGGAUUUUGCUUCUAAACGGUAUGAAAUGCUACAAGAUAAUGUUGAAGGAUAUCGUCGAGAAAUAACAUCGUUACAUGAAAGAAAUCAAAAACUCACUGCAACGACUCAAAAGCAGGAACAGAUCAUCAAUACAAUGACUCAAGAUUUGAGAGGAGCAAAUGAAAAGCUAGCUGUCGCAGAAGUAAGAGCAGAAAAUUUGAAAAAGGAAAAGGAAAUGCUUAAAUUGUCAGAAGUCCGUCUUUCUCAGCAAAGAGAGUCUUUGUUAGCUGAACAAAGGGGGCAAAACUUGCUGCUAACUAAUCUGCAAACAAUUCAGGGAAUAUUAGAGCGCUCUGAAACAGAAACCAAACAAAGGCUUAGUAGCCAGAUAGAAAAAUUAGAACAUGAGAUCUCUCAUCUAAAGAAGAAGUUGGAAAACGAGGUGGAACAAAGGCAUACACUUACUAGAAAUCUGGAUGUUCAACUUUUGGAUACAAAAAGACAACUAGAUACUGAGGCAAAUCUUCAUCUUAGCACAAAGGAACUAUUAAAAAAUGCUCAAAAGGAAAUUACUACCUUGAAACAGCACCUCAGUAAUAUGGAAGUCCAACUUGCUUCUCAGUCUUCACAGAGAACUGGUAAAGGUCAGCCUACCGACAAAGAAGAUGUGGAUGAUCUUCUGAGUCAGCUAAGGCAAACAGAAGAGCAGGUGAAUGACUUGAAAGAGAGACUCAAAACAAGUACUAGUAAUGUAGAACAGUAUCGAGCGAUGGUUACUAGUUUAGAAGAAUCCCUGAACAAGGAAAAACAGGUGACAGAAGAAGUGCGUAAGAAUAUUGAAGUUCGUUUAAAAGAGUCAGCUGAGUUUCAGACACAGUUGGAAAAGAAGUUGAUGGAAGUAGAGAAGGAAAAACAAGAACUUCAGGAUGAUAAGCGAAAAGCCAUAGAGAGCAUGGAACAACAGUUAUCUGAGUUGAAGAAAACACUUUCCAGUGUUCAGAAUGAAGUACAAGAAGCUCUUCAGAGAGCAAGCACAGCUCUAAGUAAUGAACAGCAAGCCAGACGUGACUGUCAGGAACAGGCUAAAAUAGCUGUGGAAGCUCAGAAUAAGUAUGAGAGAGAAUUGAUGCUACAUGCUGCUGAUGUCGAAGCUCUACAAGCCGCCAAGGAACAGGUUUCAAAAAUGGCAUCGAUCCGUCAGCAUUUGGAAGAAACAACCCAGAAAGCAGAAUCACAGUUGUUGGAAUGUAAAGCAUCUUGGGAGGAAAGAGAGAGAAUGUUAAAGGAUGAAGUUUCUAAGUGUGUUUCACGCUGUGAAGAUCUAGAGAAACAAAACAGAUUACUUCAUGAUCAGAUUGAAAAACUAAGUGACAAAGUAGUUACUUCUAUAAAAGAAGGUGUACAAGGUCCAUUGAAUGUAUCACUCAGUGAAGAAGGAAAAUCUCAAGAACAAAUUUUAGAAAUUCUCAGAUUUAUACGACGAGAAAAAGAAAUUGCUGAAACUAGGUUUGAGGUGGCUCAAGUUGAAAGUCUACGUUAUCGACAGAGGGUUGAACUUUUAGAAAGAGAAUUACAAGAACUGCAGGAUAGUCUCAAUGCUGAAAGGGAGAAAGUCCAGGUAACUGCAAAAACAAUGGCUCAGCAUGAAGAACUGAUGAAGAAAACUGAAACAAUGAAUGUAGUUAUGGAAACUAAUAAGAUGCUAAGAGAAGAAAAGGAGAGACUAGAACAGGAUCUACAGCAGAUGCAAGCAAAGGUGAGAAAACUGGAGUUAGAUAUUUUACCCUUACAAGAAGCAAAUGCUGAGCUGAGUGAGAAAAGUGGUAUGUUACAGGCAGAGAAGAAGUUACUAGAAGAGGAUGUCAAACGUUGGAAAGCACGUAACCAGCAUCUAGUAAAUCAACAGAAAGACCCAGAUACAGAAGAAUAUCGGAAGCUCCUUUCUGAAAAGGAAGUCCAUACUAAGCGUAUUCAACAGUUGACGGAAGAAAUUGGAAGACUAAAAGCUGAAAUUGCAAGAUCAAAUGCAUCUUUGACCAACAACCAGAACUUAAUUCAGAGUCUGAAGGAAGAUUUAAAUAAAGUAAGAACUGAAAAGGAAACCAUUCAGAAGGACUUAGAUGCCAAAAUAAUUGAUAUCCAAGAAAAAGUCAAAACUAUUACUCAAGUCAAGAAAAUUGGACGGAGAUACAAGACUCAAUAUGAAGAACUUAAGGCACAACAAGAUAAGGUCAUGGAGACUUCUGCUCAGUCUUCUGGAGACCAUCAGGAACAGCAUGUCUCAGUCCAGGAAAUGCAAGAGCUCAAAGAAACCCUCAACCAAGCUGAAACAAAGUCAAAAUCACUUGAGAGUCAAGUAGAGAAUCUGCAAAAGACAUUGUCUGAAAAAGAGUUGGAAGCAAGAAAUCUUCAAGAACAGACUGUGCAGCUUCAAUCUGAACUUUCAAGGCUUCGUCAGGAUCUUCAAGAUAGAACCACACAGGAGGAGCAGCUCCGACAACAGAUAACUGAAAAGGAAGAAAAAACAAGAAAGGCUAUUGUAGCAGCAAAAUCAAAAAUUGCACACUUAGCUGGUGUAAAAGAUCAGCUAACUAAAGAAAAUGAAGAGCUUAAACAAAGGAAUGGAGCCUUGGAUCAACAGAAAGAUGAACUGGAUGUUCGUAUGACUGCUCUUAAGUCCCAAUAUGAAGGUCGAAUUAGUCGCUUGGAAAGAGAACUCAGGGAGCAUCAAGAGAGACACCUUGAGCAGAGAGAUGAACCUCAGGAACCCUCUAAUAAGGUCCCAGAACAGCAGAGACAGAUCACAUUAAAAACAACUCCAGCUUCUGGUGAAAGAGGAAUUGCCAGCACAUCAGACCCACCAACAGCCAAUAUCAAGCCAACUCCUGUUGUGUCUACUCCAAGUAAAGUGACAGCUGCAGCUAUGGCUGGGAAUAAAUCAACACCCAGGGCUAGUAUCCGCCCAAUGGUUACACCCGCAACUGUGACAAAUCCCACUACUACCCCCACAGCUACAGUGAUGCCCACCACACAAGUGGAAUCACAAGAAGCUAUGCAGUCAGAAGGGCCGGUGGAACAUGUUCCAGUUUUUGGAAGCACAAGUGGGUCUGUUCGCUCAACCAGUCCUAAUGUCCAGCCCUCUAUCUCUCAAUCCAUUUUAACUGUUCAGCAACAGACACAAGCUACGGCUUUUGUGCAGCCCACUCAACAGAGUCAUCCUCAGAUCGAGCCUGCCAAUCAAGAGUUAUCCCCAAACAUAGUAGAGGUUGUUCAGAGUUCACCAGUUGAGCGGCCUUCUACCUCCACAGCGGUGUUUGGCACUGUUUCAGCUACCCCAAGUUCUUCUUUGCCAAAGCGUACACGUGAAGAGGAAGAGGAUAGUGCCGUAGAAGCAACAGACCAAGUCUCUGAUGAUACAGUGGAAAUGCCUCUUCCAAAGAAGUUGAAAACUGUUACACCUGUUGGAACUGAGGAAGAAGUCAUGGCAGAAGAAAGUACUGAUGGAGAGGUAGAAACUCAAGUAUACAACCAGGAUUCUCAAGAUUCCAUAGGAGAAGUAAGUAAAAAUAUACUUAAAGUAACAAAUGGUUGCUUUGAUUAUGAAGAAGAUGAAGACGACGACGAUGAUGACGAAGAUGACACAGGGAUGGGAGACGAGGGUGAAGAUAGCAAUGAAGGAACUGGGAGUGCAGAUGGCAAUGAUGGAUAUGAAGCUGAUGAUGCUGAGGGUGGUGAUGGGACUGACCCAGGCACAGAAACAGAGGAAAGCAUGGGUGGAGGUGAAGGUAAUCAGAGAGCUGCUGAUUCUCAAAACAGUGGUGAAGGAAAUACAGGUGCUGCAGAAUCUUCUUUUUCCCAGGAGGUCUCUAGAGAACAGCAGCCAUCGUCAGCAUCCGAAAGACAGACCCCUCGAGCCCCUCAGUCACCAAGACGCCCACCACAUCCACUUCCCCCGCGACUGACCAUUCAUGCUCCACCUCAAGAGUUGGGACCACCAGUUCAGAGAAUUCAGAUGACCCGGAGGCAGUCUGUAGGACGUGGGCUUCAGUUGACUCCAGGAAUAGGUGGCAUGCAGCAGCAUUUUUUUGAUGAUGAAGACAGAACAGUUCCAAGUACACCAACCCUUGUGGUGCCGCAUCGUACUGAUGGAUUUGCUGAAGCAAUUCAUUCCCCACAGGUUGCUGGUGUUCCUAGAUUCCGGUUUGGGCCACCUGAAGAUAUGCCACAGACAAGUUCUAGUCAUUCUGAUCUUGGCCAGCUUGCUUCUCAAGGAGGUUUAGGAAUGUAUGAAACACCCCUCUUCCUAGCACAUGAAGAAGAGUCAGGUGGCCGGAGUGUUCCCACUACUCCUCUACAAGUAGCAGCCCCAGUGACUGUGUUUACUGAGAGUACCACCUCUGAUGCUUCAGAGCAUGCCUCUCAGUCUGUUCCAAUGGUGACAACGUCCACUGGCACUUUAUCUACAACAAAUGAAACAGCAACAGGUGAUGAUGGAGAUGAAGUAUUUGUGGAGGCAGAAUCCGAAGGUAUUAGCUCAGAAGCAGGCCUAGAAAUUGACAGCCAGCAGGAAGAAGAGCCUGUUCAGGUAUCUGAUGAGUCAGAUCUCCCUUCUACCAGCCAGGAUCCUCCUUCCAGCUCCUCUGUAGAUACUAGCAGUAGUCAGCCAAAGCCUUUCAGACGAGUAAGACUUCAGACAACAUUGAGACAAGGUGUCCGUGGUCGUCAGUUUAACAGACAGAGAGGUGUGAGCCAUGCAAUGGGAGGUAGAGGAGGAAUAAAUAGAGGAAAUAUUAAUUAAAUGGUCUAUAAACUAAAAUAACUGAAUAAGAUUGUCAUCUGUUUUAGUGUAAUGAUUGUCGCAUUUACAGACAUUUUUAUAUUUAAAUUGGUAUGCUUAUCUCAACAUUCUUUAUUAAUAAAAUGUAUUUCAGUGUCAAAGUU
Messenger RNA from Microcebus murinus (gray mouse lemur), 7420 nucleotides. Lineage: Eukaryota; Metazoa; Chordata; Mammalia; Primates; Cheirogaleidae. The record is from RefSeq and is a predicted model, not a curated record.